This is a messenger RNA of Plasmopara halstedii, 1332 nucleotides long. Its product is annotated as ricin b lectin-like protein. Gene Ontology annotation, biological process: carbohydrate metabolic process. The coding region runs from base 1 to 1332 and encodes 443 amino acids. Lineage: Eukaryota; Oomycota; Peronosporomycetes; Peronosporales; Peronosporaceae. Gene Ontology annotation, molecular function: hydrolase activity, hydrolyzing O-glycosyl compounds. The transcript has a single exon. The record is from RefSeq and is a predicted model, not a curated record.
AUGAAGCUGUAUCUUUCAACUUUUGUCGCAUCCCUGGUCUCUUUACUAAAUGACGCAAACGCUCUUAACGUCAAAAUUUUUGGACUGAACUACAGCGCACGCAUUGGCGCAGAUUGGCUUCCUGAGAAUGAGAAAUGCAAGUCCGCAGCUCAGAUUCAAAAAGAUAUGUAUGCUAUAAAGGGUGUUACCGACAUCGUGCGCAUCUAUUCCCUGGUCGAUUGCAACUUGGCGGAGAUCAUUCUACCUGCUGCCAGAAACGCGGGGCUUCGAGUGCAGCUUGGCAUUUGGACGACUGCUCGUUAUAGCUCAUUGGCUGGAGAGAAGGCCAAGCUGACAUCACUCAUUGACUCGGGUAUUUACCAAGACAGUUUGGUUGUUGGCUUGCAUGUGGGUAGCGAGACAAUGUAUCGUGAGGAAAUUGAUGUAAAUACUGCUAUCAGCUACAUGAACGAGAUUCGUGACUUUCUUCACAGUCGUGGCAAGUACAUACCUGUUUCGAUCGCUGAUGUGAUCAACGUCUACAAUGCGAAUCCGCAGUUGGUUGAUGCUGUGGACGAGGUAGUGGUCAAUCAAUUUUCCUUCUGGGAGAAUAUCGAUGUGACCGAGGCUGCGGCCAGAACUCUUGAUCGUCUCAAGAACUUACGAAUACUCUGCGCCGAAAAGGGUAAACCUAUGCGUAUAGGCGAGACGGGCUGGAGCUCUAGUGGCGAAGAAGUGACAGCGAGUGCCGCGACACCCGAAAACCAAGCCAAGUUCUUUUCAGACUUUUACCGAAUGGCUCAUGCACACAAUUUCGAGUACUAUUGGUAUGUCGCCUUCGACUCGGAUUGGCGUAGGAUUAUCGGGGAGAAGGAAGUGGAAGCCAGCUUCGGCAUUUUCAAGGAGGAUGAUACAAUGAAAAGUAACUUCGAUCAGCUUAAUAUUACUUUGUUGGACAAGCGUGCUAUUCGCAAUGUUGGUUCCAACUUGUUGUUGUCCGAAAACAAUGGCGCCGUGUAUAUGUCGGCAAAAUCGAAUGACUGGUUGGUUCAGGAACAGCAAAUCUGGUUCUUUGAUCCCGUCACGCUUCAAAUACGCUCUAUGAGCAGCGACCGCUGCCUUGAUGCUUACCAGCCGUGGGACGGCUCCAUUGUGUAUGUGUACCGCUGCUUGGAUUAUGAGGGCAAUCAGAAGUGGGGAUACAAUUCGCAGACUGGCCAAAUACGGCACCUCAAGCACGUUGGCUUUUGUCUCGAUACGGACCCUUUGCAGGAAAACAAGGUUCAGCUUUAUGGCUGCUCGGAUAACAAUCCGAACCAGAUGUGGGCCGUUAUUGACCCGAGUAGCAUUUAG